AUGGACCCGUCAGCCCUGUUUGCCGCUCUUGACAAUCCAGUGCCCACCAGCACCUGGACAGUUUCCAAGAAUCAGCCGCUGGAAAUGGUGUUGAUGGCCAAGACAGAUUUGGACACCGUGAAAACCUUCUAUGAAUUCCACCCUGAAGCUUUGACCAAAGGUCUCUUCUGCAAUGUCCUCAAAUGUGGAGCCAAACCAGGCGUAGUUGGCUUUCUUGCCUCCAAAUGCCCUGACCUGGUCAAUGCAAAGGCUCUUUGCCUAGCAGUGGCUCAAGGACCGCGGCCUGAUAGACCUACUGAGAGUGAAAUCAUGGCAUUGGCCAAUGUCAAUCCCAAGGCGUUGGCGCCAAAAAGCCCAAACUAUCAUAUGUCAAAUUUUUUGCGGAUUCUCAUGCAAUGGAAAUACAGUCAAGAGUUGACCCAAAAUCUCUUCAAAAUGAGCGUACACAAAAAAGUCGUGUUACUUCUCGAUUGGUCAUUGCCUGAUUAUCAUCUGCUCAGUUGGGUUGACUAUAGUUCCAACAUGAAACGGUCAGGAAUUGACAUGGCAGCAGUCUUGGGCAUGACUCCAGUUCUGGACAGCAAGGAUGUCAAACAUUUGGUCAGUUGGGGCGUCGAAUGGGAUAUGGAUGCCUUCUCGGAAUUUGUCCGCAGAGUCUUGUCCAACCAGAGUAUUGAGAUCUUACGACUGGAACUACCAAAACUCGGGCCAGAUCGGCAAAAAGAAUCUACAAUGUUCACCACAGAUACAUUCAACCAGUUGAUGCCAAAGUGCAAGAUCAAGAAGAUUCUCUUGAGGCUGGACCAGAACAAUCCAUUGAUGGUCUCAUUCAUGGAGUCUUGUUUCGUUCGAAUGCCCUGUCUUCAGUAUUUGAACAUAUAUGUUACCACUGAUCUCAACAGUGUGGCACUGCCCAUCAGCCACUAUCUUUGCAGCGACCCGGCUUUGGAGCGGAUGACAAUUCGAGCAACAAGUGACAAAACAGCACUGGGACUCGAUCUGAUCCUCAAUGCUCUGACAACGAAUCAGACUCUUGAACGGUUUCACUAUUAUCGAGAUGGUGUCCAGACAGACAAAUUCCAAAGAUACCACAAUAUGCUGGCUGGAAUUCUCCAGGAGUCCAAUACUACACUUUGUGAAGCCCGCUUCUGUGAUGGCUGCACUAAAACGAAUCCAGUUGGCAUUUUCCGCAGUCCUCUCCAUCCCAGCCAACACCUGCUGCCCUUCUACACACAUCUCAAUCGGCUGGGGCGCAAGAAAGUAUAUGAUCCAGCAACCACAAAAGCGGACUUUGUGAAGCUGCUUGUGACAGUCACCCAAGUGAAACUCUAUGUUGACCGCAAUGGUGAAGAUCCUGCCACCAAGGAUGAUACUUUGAACAUUGUCUAUGGGCUUCUUCAGGAAAACCCAACCAUCUGGAGUAAUAUUCAUCAUGAUCCACCCAGCAGCCCGGAAUGCAAGAUGAGCCAUCACUGCGGAAGCAAGCGAAAGUAUAGCGCCAUCUCCUAA
Seminavis robusta is the source of this 1509-nucleotide messenger RNA. Lineage: Eukaryota; Bacillariophyta; Bacillariophyceae; Naviculales; Naviculaceae. The record is from the annotation of a GenBank genome assembly.